AUGGCCGGAUCUCAACUCAAGAGGCUCAAAGCCUCGCUGAGGGAACAGGGUAUCAUUGGGCCUCAAAAGUCCAAGAAGCAGAAGCGGCAAAAUGCCGAGGAGCAAAAGGCACGACCCGACAAGCGCCUGCAGCGAGGCGAGGCCUUAGCCAGCAUCAGAGAGCAAUUCAACCCCUUCCAGUUCAAAACAAACGCCCGAGGGCCCAAGUUUGAAGUUACCACCAACAAGCCGACCAACGACAGGGCAGCCAUGGCUAUCAAGGGGCGCCCCGGGCUGGCCAAGGCCAUGGGAGAAGAGAGGCGGCGGCAAACCCUUCUUGUUGAGAUGCAACGGCGCAACAAGGUCGGCGGCCUCAUCGACAGACGUUUCGGCGAAGACGAUGCGAAUUUGUCGCUCGAGGACAAGAUGAUUGAGAGAUACACGCGGGAGCAGCAGCGAGCCCACAAGAAGAGCUCCAUGUUCGAUCUUGAAGACGAUGAGCCAAUGGGAGGAUUGACUCACAUGGGCAGACCUCUGUUCGACGGCGACGAGGACGAGGCGCCCGUGAAGGACGACUUCGACGGGGAGGAGCUGCCCUCUGGCGAUGAAUCCGACAGCUCGCGCGCCGAGAGAAGGAGGUUGAAGCGCCAACGACUGGAAGGAGCCGCUGGGGAGCAGGAGGAGGAGAAUGGACAACCUGAGCGGAAAAAGACGAAGAAAGAGAUAUACGAAGAAGUGAUUGCCAAGUCUAAGCUUUACAAAUAUGAACGGCAAGCAGCCAAGGAAGAGGACAACGAACUCAGGGCCGAACUCGAUCAGGCUAUGCCCGAACUCCAGGCACUUCUCUUCCAGAGACAGAAGCCUCCAUCAAAGGACGAGAAGCCCGCCGAAACCGCCAUGGUCAUUACCGGCAAGGAUAAAGCUGCAGUUGACAAGGAGUACGACAUUCGGGUGAAGCAGCUCGCUGCGGAUAAGCGCGCGCAGCCCGCUGAGAGGACGAAGACGGAGGAGGAAAAGGCGGAAGAAGAGUCAAAACGACUCAAGGAGCUCGAAGAAAAGCGGCUGAAGCGAAUGCGCGGAGAGAUGGAUGAGGAGGAUGAAGAGGAGGACGAGCAAGAGGAAGGCAAGAGCAAGGGAGGAAAGGGGGCUGCGGAUGGAGACGCCUAUGAUCCAUUCCAAACUGAGGAGGUUGAUGAAUUCGGUCUCGGCAAGGGUGUUAAAUACCGACCAACCGCCACCGAGCUGGGAUUCGAUGAUGAAGACGAUUUUCUAAUCGAUGACGACCUGGUCGCCAGCGGCUCCGACCUCGAGCUCGAAAGCGACGACAUGGAGGGCGAAGAGAGCGACGAGGAGGGGGCUGGAUCACAAUUCGGCUCCGACGAUGACGAGUUCGUGAAGGGAAUACUGACCGAGGCCGUCAUCAAGGACCCUGUUUUCCAGACAGACGAUAACGCCAAGGGAGACGACGAGCAUGGCAUCCCUUAUACUUUCCCAUGUCCGCAGUCUCACGACGAUAUGCUCAAGAUUCUUGAAGGCAUCGACGUGACGAAGACCCCGGUAGCUGUCCAACGGAUCAGGGCCCUCUACCACCCCAAGCUCGAUAGCAAGAACAAAGAGAGGCUCGCCAAAUUCUCUCAGGUUCUCGUCCAACACAUCGCAUACCUCGGCGACAGGUUCGAACCGCAUUGGUUUCCCACAUUGGAGAGCCUCAGUCGGCAUGUCCAUUCGCUGGCGAAGUCGUUUCCAAUCGAGGUGGCCAAGGCUUACCGAACGCACAUCCAAGAGAUGGAGCAAGAGCGGCCACUAGCUCUGACUGUAGGGGAUCUGGUCAUUUUGACUGCAAUCGGGGCAACCUUUCCCACGUCCGACCAUUUUCAUCAGGUUGUCACUCCUGCAAUGCUUGCCAUUGCGCGUUAUCUCGGGCAAAAGAUACCACAGGGACUCUGCGAUUACGCCACCGGGACUUAUCUCUCGAUUCUCGCUCUCCAGUACCAGCAGUUCUCGAAGCGCUAUGUCCCGGAGUUGAUGAACUUCUGCCUCAACACACUAUGCUCUCUGGCGCCCGAGAAGCCCCAAGAAAAGCUAGGCUUUUUCCCAGUCCACGAGCCAGCACCAGGGAUUCGAAUCAGAGGCGCCGAUAAGACUACCAUCCGACAGCUGAAUUGCAGCGAUUGCCAGCAGAAGCAGUCUCUUUCCCCUGAAGACGGAGUCUCCCUCAAAGUCGCCAUCGCCAGCACCAUCACGGCAAUUCUCAAAGCAGCCACCGAGACAUGGCACAAACUCUCCGCUUUCCACGAGACCUUCCACCCCGCGCUCCUCGUCCUCCAACACCUCACCUUCAAACCAAACUCGACCCAUCUCCCGGCCGCCCUCACGAGCAAACUAAUCGGCACCAUCUCCACCAUCGCCCGCCUCCUCCAACUAGCCCGCCUCUUCCGUCGCCCGCUCGAGCUGCACCACCACCGCCCGCUCGCCAUUCGCACCUACGUGCCCAAGUUCGAGGACUCGUUCGACCCGGACAAGCACUACGAUCCGGACCGGGAGCGCGCCGAGCUGGCCAAGCUCAAGGCCGAGCACAAGCGCGAGCGCAAGGGGGCGCUCCGCGAGCUGCGCAAGGAUGCCGCCUUCAUGCAGCGCGAGAAUCUGCGCAUUAAGAAGGAGCGCGACGCGGCGUACGAGAAGAAGUACAAGCGCCUCGUGGCCGAGAUCCAGGGGGAAGAAGGGCGCGCGGCGAACGAGUACGCGCGGGAAAAGGAGGCGAGGAAGAGGAAGGCUGCGAAGGGGAGGUAG
Parathielavia appendiculata is the source of this 2769-nucleotide messenger RNA. Its product is annotated as Nop14-like protein. Gene Ontology annotation, cellular component: small-subunit processome; Noc4p-Nop14p complex; nucleolus. Gene Ontology annotation, biological process: maturation of SSU-rRNA. The record is from RefSeq and is a predicted model, not a curated record. NCBI's taxonomy places the organism in Eukaryota, Fungi, Ascomycota, Sordariomycetes, Sordariales, Chaetomiaceae. The transcript has 3 exons. Bases 1 to 2769 code for a protein of 922 amino acids.